This is a messenger RNA of Elgaria multicarinata webbii, 2649 nucleotides long. Its product is annotated as vomeronasal type-2 receptor 26-like. The record is from RefSeq and is a predicted model, not a curated record. Gene Ontology annotation, molecular function: G protein-coupled receptor activity. Gene Ontology annotation, biological process: G protein-coupled receptor signaling pathway. The coding region runs from base 1 to 2649 and encodes 882 amino acids. Lineage: Eukaryota; Metazoa; Chordata; Lepidosauria; Squamata; Anguidae. Gene Ontology annotation, cellular component: plasma membrane. The transcript is spliced from 7 exons.
AUGGUUGACUUGUUUCUGGUACUGCUUGCUUGCAUGGGAUGCAAGGCAAACUUUGACAACUGUAGGGUUAGAAAUCCUCACCCUCCGCUUCACAAGUAUCAUCAGCCAGGAGACCUCAUCAUUGGUGACAUUGCUACUUAUGGUCUCUUUGUCUCCAGUCCAACAGCCUUCACUGAAGAACCCCAUCAGGCAUCAUCAGAUGAACUUAUGGUACUUCCUAAGCAUUACCAGCACAUCCUGGCCUUGGCAUUUGCAGUAAAGGAAAUCAAUGAAAACCCUCAGAUCUUACCCAAUGUCACCUUGGGCUUCCACAUUUAUGAUAGCUGUGACAAUGCAAGGAAGACCUAUCAUGCCACAAUGCUACUGUUGACUACACUGGAAAACGUUGUCCCUAACUAUGUUUGUGAUAUCCAGAAUACACUAACUGCAGUUAUUGGGGGACUGGAUGCUGAAAUCUCCCUAUAUGUGGCAAACAUCUUGGAUACCUAUAAGACUCCACAGCUCAUUUAUGGCCCUGCUCCCAUAAUGAAUGCGAAAACUCCAGGUCUUCCCUUCUACCAGUUGGCUCCACAAGAAUGUCUUCAGCAUGAGGGGAUUCUGUCUUUGCUUCUCCAGUUCAAGUGGCUGUGGAUUGGGAUUGGUGUUAUGGAUAAUGAUAAUGGAGAAAGAUUUCUCCAAGUUGUCAUUCCACUGUUUUCUAAGAGUGGUGUCUGUUUUGCCUUCAUAGAAAGAGUCCCCAAAUUAAGUUUUGACAAUGAAAUUAAUGAUGGAUUUAAACAGGGGGAGAAAAUAUAUGAUAAAGUGAUGGGCAGCAAAGCCAACAUUGUGGUAGUCCAUGGAGAAUCUUAUUCCACAGCAUUAUUUCUCUUCCUUCCUUAUUUCUCUUCCUAUCUAUCAGAACAAGAGGUCAUGGCAAAAAAAAUAAAAGGGAAAGUAUGGAUAACAACAGCUCAGACAGAGUUCACUUUACUUGUCCUACAAAGGAAUUGGGAUGUAGAAUUAUUCCAUGGUGCUAUAUCCUUCAGAAUCCACUCCAGUGACCUACCAGGAUUUCAGCAGUUUCUUGAGAGCAGAAACCCUUCUAGCUCUAAAGAAGAUGGUUUUAUCAGGGAUUUCUGGCAACAGGCCUUUGGCUGUGUGUUCUGGGAUAGUACUAUGGGCAAGGCGGAUGGGGACAUUUGCACAGGAGAGGAGAAGCUGGAGAGCCUUCCUGGAUCAUUCUUUGAAAUGAGCACAAUUGGACACAGCUAUUGCAUGUACAAUGCUGUCUAUGCAGUGGCUCAUGCUUUACAUCAUGCCAUGUCCUCCUCUAGAGCUGAACAUGGUGCAGUGGUGGAUGGAGUGGAAUUCAAACUCCAGAAUCUACAAUUUGGGCAGCUCCAACCAUUCCUAAACUGGAUCUCAUUUAACAACAGUGCAGGGGACAAAGUUUCCUUCAACCAGAAUGGUGAGCUAGUUGCUGGAUUGGAUGUGAUCAAUUGGAUUAUCUUCUCCAACCAGUCAUUUCAUAGAGUGAGAGUGGGGAGGGUGGAUCCCGAGGCUCCCCAAGGUCAAGUAUUCACCAUUGAUCAAAAUGCCAUAACAUGGAAUGGCUGGUUUAAUCAGUCCCGGCCUCUUUCUCAGUGUACUGAGAGUUGCCAACCAGGUUAUCAAAAGAAAAUGAAGGAGGGGGAGCCAUUUUGCUGCUACGAUUGCAUUCCAUGUCCAGAAGGGAAGAUUUCAAACCAGGAGGCAGACAUGGAUGACUGCCAUAAAUGCACUGAGGAAAACUACCCAAAUGUUAAGCAGGAUGCCUGCGUUCGCAAGACUGUAACCUUCUUGUCUUAUGACGAACCGUUAGGAUUUAGUUUAGCCUGUUUUGCCUUCUCCUUUGCUUUGACUACAGCUCUGGUGCUGGGAACCUUUAUGAAGCACCACAACACUCCCAUUGUCAAAGCCCACAACCGGAGUCUCACCUACACUCUCCUCAUCUCCCUCCUUCUCUCCUUUCUUUGUGCAUUGCUGUUUAUUGGCCGUCCUCAGAAGGUGACCUGUCUCCUCCGACAAACGACUUUUGGCCUCAUCUUCUCAGUGGCUGUUUCUUGUGUGCUGGCAAAAACCACCACGGUGGUUCUGGCUUUCAUGGCCACCAAGCCAGGGUCCAGGAUGAGGAAGUGGGUGGGGAAAAGACUGGCCAUCUCCAUUGUGCUUUUCUGCUCCCUCAUCCAAGCCAGCAUCUCUACUUUGUGGCUUGCCACCACUCCACCUUCCCCAGAUAUGGACAUGCACUCAGUGGCUGAAGAAAUUGUACUGCAGUGUAACGAACAGUCUGUGACUCUGUUUUGCUGUGUUCUGGGCUACAUGGGCUUCCUGGCAAUGGUGAGUUUCACUGUGGCUUUCCUUGCAAGGAAGCUCCCUGACAGUUUCAAUGAAGCCAAGUUUAUCACUUUCAGCAUGCUGGUCUUCUGCAGUGUGUGGUUAUCUUUUGUUCCAUCCUAUCUGAGCUCCAAGGGAAAAUACAUGGUAGCCGUGGAGAUCUUCUCUAUCUUAGCCUCCAGUGCUGGGUUGUUGGUUUGUAUCUUUUCCCCCAAAUGUUACAUUAUAGUGUUGAGACCUCAGCUGAACACGAGGGAACAGCUAAUAAGGAGAAAAGAUGGAAGAAGUGUGUAA